CACCGUUGCUAAGGAAUCCCGAGUUUCCGAGCUCGAGCGCUUCUCAGUGCUCAGACAUGGCGGCGGACCUGAACCCGGACUGGCUGUCGUGCCUGCCUUCCUCUUGGAGUUACGGCGUGACCCGGGACGGACGCGUGUUCUUUAUCAAUGAAGAAGCGAAGAGCACAACCUGGUUGCAUCCAGUCACGGGAGAAGCCGUCAUUACAGGACACAGAAAAACUCCAGAUUUACCCACUGGAUGGGAGGAAGGAUAUACGUUUGAAGGAGCCCGUUGCUUUAUCAAUCACAAUGAGCGAAAGGUGACCUGCAAGCAUCCCGUCACAGGCGUUCCCUCGCAAGACAACUGCAUCUUUGUCGUCAACGAACAACCAGCGACCAAAGCACCAGAGGCCGAGAAGAAAGAACGUCCAACCAGCACCAUGAGCGAAGCGUCCAACUACACGGGCGGCUCAGACUACGCCACACACCCCAGCAGUCCCACAACCAGACCGUCCAGGUCCUCAAAGAAAGUCCACAACUUUGGGAAGAGGUCCAACUCUAUCAGGAGGAACCCCAAUGCUCCGGUGGUGAAAAACGGCUGGCUUUACAAACAGGACAGUACCGGGAUGAAGAUGUGGAAGAAGAGAUGGUUCGUGCUGUGUGACAUGUGCCUCUUCUACUACAGAGAAGAAAGAACUUCAUGCAUGUAUAGACUUGACGAUGAGAAAGAAGAAGGCAUCUUGGGAAGUAUCCUCCUGCCCAGCUUCCACAUUUCCAUGCUGUCCGUGGACGACCACAUAAGCAGGAAAUACGCCUUCAAGGCGACACAUCCAAACAUGCGCACAUACUAUUUCAGCACCGACACAGCCAAAGAUAUGGAGUCCUGGAUGAAGGUUAUGACGGACGCGGCGAUGGUCCACACUGAGCCAAUCAGAAGGCUUGAGAAGGUAAAGGUUGACCCACGGAGCCCUCAGGAGAUGAACAACAUGCUGAAUCACCGAGUCCUGACCCGACCCGAGAUCCAAAACAAUGAGAGAAACCGCGAGACUCACCGCCAGGAGGAGAAGAAGCAGAAACCCGCGGACAAGCAGCCCAGCAUCCAAAAAGACAAAGAGAGCAGGAGUAGCGCGCAGAAAGACGGAGAGCGUUACACCGACAACUACGCUCUGCACAAAGAAGCUCAGAGACUCGCUCUGCAGAAGGACGGCGACCGCUACAUGUUGGAGAAAUGCGUCCUCCAGAAAGACGGCGACAAAUUCGCCGUCCACAAAGACGGAGAGAAGUACCUACUCCAGAAGGACGGGCAGAAGUACACGCUACACAAGGACGGAGAUAAGUACACGCUUCAGAGGGACGCGCCACCUAAAGACGGCGAGAAGAUCCUACAGAAAGAUGGACGGUAUUCUCUCACGCUCCCGAGGGAAGGAGAUAAGCAUAAAGACCCGGAGAAACCCGUCCCGCCCCCUCGGGAGGGUGAGAAAUACGGCUUCCAGAAAGAGGGCGCUGUGGAGCGACCGCUCACGAAGAUCAACAGCAUCAAACUCCAGCCGGCUCAAGCGGCGGCCAUCGCUCUGGCCGUCUCGUCCUCCAGGCAGAUCCAGAGCGCGGGAUCCGGAUCCGGACCCGGACAGUACAUGCCGUCCCAGGUCAACGGUUCGGGGGAACGAGGAGGAGACCGAAGCCCCGGCGACAUGAGCCACACGAUUCCCCUGAGGACGCCGGUCCCGCCACAGCCGGCUGAACCCGAGAGAUCUCUGAGCAGGACCAGCUCGAUGCAGCAGCUGGAGCAGUGGGUCCGCACACACCGCACUCGGACCCCGGACGAUGACACCCGGAGCAUAACAUCCUACCAAACGUUGCCAAGGAAUAUGCCGAGCCACCGGGCGCAGAUCGUGCCGCGUUAUCCCGAGGGUUACCGUACUCUCCCGCGCAACAUGCUCCGUCCGGACAGCAUCUGCAGCGUCACAGGGUCGAUGUACGACCGGGCGUUACAGCCCACCACGGCAGAGAAGCGCCGCUCCAUACGGGACGACACCAUGUGGCAGCUCUACGAGUGGCAGCAGAGGCAGUCUCACACCCGGAUCGGAUACGGGACGCUUCCCAGCCCUAAAACCAUGGGCCAGAUCACAGAGUCCAUCCCCACCUCCCCUUCCCACGGAUCUCUGGCCGGUUACCACACCUUCUCCCCUAAUCGUCCUCUAAACCCAGAUUCCCGCUCGGAGGUUUCCUCGCCGGUGUUUCGCGGGGACGUGACCAUUGAACGGCGCCACCGACCGCACCUCUCUAAGUAUUCCUACCCUGCCGAGCGCAGGCCCGUUCCUCCCGCACAGAGCAUCACCGCACAGUCUCUGCAAGGCAAAACGCCAGAGGAACUGACUCUUCUGCUCAUCAAACUGAGGCGGCAGCAGGCCGAGCUCAACAGCCUCCGUGAGCACACGCUCGCUCAGCUAAUGCAGAUAAACCUCGAUGCCACCAACCCAAAGAGUGAAAUCCUUUCCCAUCACCUACAGAGGAAUCUCAUGUACUUGGACAGCCAGAUGAAGGAGAAUGAGCCAAUAAUCUUCAUGAUUCACACUAUGAUUGAGAACUCGGCGCCAAGGCCGCAACUGUACCAGCAACAGAUGAGUCCUGAAGAAUACAGAGAAAACACCUACUUGUACAAACCGGAGGAGCUGGACAUUGAUGCAAAGUUAAGUCGGCUUUGUGAGCAGGAUAAAGUAGUGAGAACUCAAGAAGAAAAACUCCAGCAACUUCACCGAGAAAAGCACACGCUGGAGACGGCGUUACUGUCAGCCAGUCAGGAGAUCGAGAUGAGCUGUGAAAAUCCAGCGUCGGUCCAGAGCGUGAUCCAGCAGAGAGAUGUUCUUCAGAGCGGCCUCCUCAGCACCUGCAGAGAGCUGUCACGAGUCAACUCUGAGCUGGAGCGGAGCUGGAGAGAGUACGAUCGACUGGAGGCAGACGUCACUCUGGCUAAAACCAACCUUCUGGAGCAGCUCGAGGCCCUCGGGAGCCCGCAGACGGAGCCGCCCAGCCAGAAACACGUUCAGAUCCAGAAGGAGUUGUGGAGAAUUCAGGAUGUGAUGGAGGCUCUGAGCAAGAACAAACCCAAGAGAAACGCAGAACCCAGUUUUCCUGGAGCGAACCCGCUGUCAAACCUGCACAAGAGUGAAGAGUCAGACUCCGUGCCUCCGCGUCCUCCUCUCCCGUACUCGUAUGAGGGGGGCGACCGGCCCCGUACCACCCCUCACCGGCCCGAGGACCGCAAGAACGCCCAGCGCAACGGUGCCCACAGCGGUCCGGAUUACAGACUGUAUAAGAGCGAGCCGGAGCUUACCACGGUAGCCGAGGUCGACGAGAGUAACGGCGAAGACAAAUCUGAGCAGACUGCAGAGAAAGAGCCGGCCGGCGUCACCAAAGGUAUCGUUUACCCUGUCGGAGUGGUCAGCCCGAGGACUAAAUCACCCAUGCCUGAAUCCUCCACCAUCGCCUCUUAUGUCACCUUGAGGAAGAGCAAGAAGCCUGACCCCAGAACAUGUCACCCGCAGGACCGUCCCCGCAGCGCAGUGGAGCACAUGAGCGGCGCUGUAGAGGUGGGCCGAACACGCAUGAGUGUCGAGGAGCAGAUGGAGCGAAUCAGACGACACCAGCAGGGGGCGCUACGUGAACGAAGAAGAGAAGACGGCUCACUGUCACGCAGCCUCUCCUUCACUAAAGACAACCCGUACUACACCCUACAGACGCGUAAGAAGAGCCCGGCGAUCUCUCCGGAUGAGCAGGACGAGCGCAGAGACCCGUCGCCUGAGGGCCGGGAGCGAGAGCGGACGGAUGGGAAACCCACGGAUGCGGAAGAGAACUGCAGGGAAACACGUGAUGUGGAUUCUGGAUAUGCCAACUUGGAGAACAAAGAGAAACCGCCCGUGUCCCGAUCAGCAUCCUUUAAAGAGUCUCUUCUGAAGAGCGUGACGCUGAACGAGGGCGAACCGAAGCGUUUGAGUCCGCUGGAGUUUCGCAGGAGUCUGGCCACACAGAACAGCUUGCAGACGGCCGUCAUGGUACGCGUGGGCACCGAGGAAGAGGAGGAUGAGGACGACGAGAAGCCCUCCAGUCAAGAGCAGGACGUGUCCUAUGAGCUGACCAAUAGCAAGCAUGGCACACUGACGUCAGUGAACAGUGUGUCGACUCCACCCCAAUCUCCAAGCUCCUCCUCUUCCCCCCCGCCUCCACCCUCCCCCCCACAGCUGACGGACGGAUCUCACUUCAUGUGUGUGUGAGAGGAGAGAUGGACCAGAGCCCCUCCACCGUCACCAGUGAACCGCAGCAUGUGAGGGGACGUCCCACAUCAUCAUCAUCAUCAUCAGCUGACCCACAGGAACACAGCGACGUCCAGGCCUUAGUUCAACCCAUGGGAAAGGAUUGACCUCUAGUGAUGAUUAUUUCUACUGCUACUGUUGAGUUUCUUCUGUUAGAUGAGUGUAACGUGUGAGCAGGUGCUAUUUUGAUGUAUCACAGCACCCAGACCCAUAAACACACGCUCACUUCCUCAAGCUGCCGAGGGUUGCGUUCAUCGUUCGCUUGUUUUAUAUGGAUUUUAAUCGGUUUUACCUAGUGUUUUUAGUACUCAUAUCUUUUGCACUGUACGACACCCAUCGUUUCUUUUUUGAUAUCAAACGACUCGUGUAUAAACGAUGUAAAAGGUGCCGAUGGACAGGAUUUGUAAAUGAUCUGUAUGUUAGUUCGCAAUAGCCACCACACUGUUUCCCCGACACACUCAUGAAUGUUCCAGCUUACGUUUUAUUUUUCUAUGGCUGAGAUAUAUUUAAAUAGAGAGAAGAGUACAGAGUAUUACAGUUUAAAGAAGAGUAUUACAGAGUUUGGCCGUUUUAAAUCCGUUGGAAAAAGCAAUAAGCAGGGUUUGGUGUUUCACUUUAAUGUAUAAACUGUAAAGUUCAUGAUGUAUAUACUGUACACCAUACAAUGUGCAGAGCGGAGAUGCAGAAGAGGUUAUGUAUCAGAGUCAAUAUGCAAAUGUUCAUAUUUCAUCUGUUUUAUAUCAUGUGAAAUAAAUGUUGAUGUUCUUAUAUA
This is a messenger RNA of Pimephales promelas (fathead minnow), 5061 nucleotides long. It is a transcript of the gene plekha5, whose product is annotated as pleckstrin homology domain containing A5. The record is from RefSeq and is a predicted model, not a curated record. Gene Ontology annotation, cellular component: cytosol. NCBI's taxonomy places the organism in Eukaryota, Metazoa, Chordata, Actinopteri, Cypriniformes, Leuciscidae. Gene Ontology annotation, molecular function: phosphatidylinositol-3-phosphate binding; protein binding; phosphatidylinositol-4-phosphate binding.